AACCUGAUCUCUCUUCCUCUUCACUUCUCCAGUUGGAAGUUGCGCGUCUCUCAACUCCCUUCUCCGCCUUCCUCCGGUACACCACAAGGGAAAGAAAAAUCCUCUGCUCGAGCUUUUCCGGUCUUCUAGUCCCUAAUUUCCUCCUCCAAGGUACCUCUGUCGUUCUGCCGAGCAAGAGGAGGAUACGAACCAGCGACAGACUGUCCACGCACGGGUUCGCUGCUGUGGAAACGCCAGUGGAGUUGGAGCUCCUAUAACCAUCUAACACCGAGGACUUAACACCAACUCACCGAUUAUAUGCAUCGUGUUGGCGGCGCGGUGUACGCUGAAUGGUUGAAGUUGACCGCUAUGCUUCUUCUGCAGAUGGGACAGCGCCGAGCUCUCCCGUCCACUCGCUGUCUGACCGGGGGUCUCCGGAAGCCCCGAGAGCGACUGUGGUAGCUAUCCUAUCCAACUCCGCGGCCGCUCCGUGGCACGUACACCCUCCUCCGCCGCCGUUACGCGUGCUUACAUAACGUGUGUUUUGGGUCGAACGGAAUUCUCCAAAGAAAGGGAGGGGAUCAACAGCCUGCCUGCAUCAACCGGUGGCGUCUACCGGGACUGGAAACGAGAAAGGGCCUCGUAGGAGGUUGUGAUGAGAACUGGAGCCCGAUGUUGGUGUUCUGCCAGAAACAUCUGGAAAGGAUAACCGAGAGAAUCACUCCCACCAACACACCCACCCUCUCUUCCUCCUCCUCUCCCAGGACUGGGAAAUAAUCCACACCACAUCUCCAGGAGACGUGUUCAGGAGGCUUUUACGUUGAAUGGUCGCUGAAGGAGCACCGUGUGUUUCAUUAUCUCUUUUUAAGAGCAGCCGGGAGGGAGUUUCAGUGCCAUUGUUUUGAAAUGCAAUCACUGCUUGGGUGUGAUUGUCUCCUUUCCACAAUCAUACAAAGCAACAUGUUUUGGGAUUGGUGAGAUGGACUCGUAUAUUUUAAGCUCUUAAAUUACAACAUCAACAAAAACAAUAGGCCUACUCCCCGGGAUCCUUUGCCGUUCCGCGGUGUGGUUAUGCAGUGAUGUGCGCCGCGCGGUUUAACGGGAGCAUCAAUGGGUUUGCGGAAGAGGCGAGCCCCGGCGGUGGCAACAGCACCAGCGCGCGGGCUCCGGUAUCACGGCUGGUCGACUGGAACGAAGCCUGGCCCCGUGUCCUGCACGCGCUGGAGGUGGGCACGGUGAUGACGGUGUUCUACCAGAAGUCCCAGAGACCCGAGCGUAGGACUUUCCAGAUCCGGCAGGACACGCGCCAAAUGGUGUGGAGCCGCAACCCGGACAAAGUGGAAGGAGAGAUCGAGCUGCGGGAGGUGAGGGAGCUGCGCAGGGGAAAGGGCUCCCGGGACUUUGAGCGUUACCCUGAGGAGUCCCGGCGGCUGGAGGCCUCCCACUGCUUCAUCGUCCUGUACGGCUCCGAGUUCCGCCUCAAGACCCUCAGCGUGGCCGCGUUCAGCGAGGAGGAGGUGACCAUGUGGAUGAGUGGUCUGAGCUGGUUGGUCAGCAACACCCAAAAAGCUCCCCUACCCCAGCUGAUUGACAGGUGGCUGAGGAAACAGUUUGACGCCAUAGACCGGAGCAACGAGGGCAGUAUUACGGUGAAGGACGUGAAGACUCUGUUGCCUCAGAUCAACUUCAGAGUGCCCAGCAUGCGCUUCCUGAAGGACAAGCUGCAGGAAGUGGAGGCCAGGAGCGAUCUCUCAUACCCAAACUUUUCACAGCUCUACAGGACCCUGAUGUUUGACGCACAAAGAAGCAUCAUAGAACAGCUGGAUCUGUCCUUCCCCCUGCGAAAUGUUGACCGUCCUGAACUCUGUCAGAUCUCUCUCUACGACUUCCAGAAGUUUCUCCAACUUGACCAGAAGGAGUCGUGGGCGUCUGAUUUGGGCCGUGUCCGAGAGGUUCUACUGGCUUACCUGUUGGGUUCAGCCCAGUCCGAACCCAUGUUACAACUGGACGAGUUUCUGACGUUCCUGUUCUCUAAAGAAAACUCUGUGUUCGACCCCCGACCGUCUCCCGUUGCCCCGGACGACAUGAAGCGACCUUUGUCUCAGUAUUGGAUCUCCUCCUCACACAAUACGUACCUGACUGGGGACCAGUUCUCCAGCGAGUCCUCGUUGGAGGCGUACGCUCGCUGCCUGAGGAUGGGCUGUCGCUGCAUCGAACUGGACUGCUGGGACGGACCCGACGACCUGCCCAUCAUCUACCACGGCCACACGCUCACCUCCAAGAUCAAGUUCCUGGACGUUCUCCACACCAUCAAAGACCACGCCUUCGUCACCUCCGAGUACCCUGUGAUCCUGUCGAUCGAGGACCACUGCAGCGUGGUGCAGCAGAGGAACAUGGCCACCCACUUCAAAAAGGUGUUCGGAGACCUUCUGCUCACCAAGCCGGUGGAGACCGGCGCUGACGAGCUGCCCUCGCCCUACCAGCUGCGCAGGAAGAUCCUGAUCAAGCACAAGAAGCUGGAGGAGGGAACGAUGUACGAGGAGGUGACCUCGGCCAGCUACUCGGAGAACGACAUCAGCAACUCCCUGAAGAACGGCAUCCUCUACCUGCAGGAUCCCAUCGAUCAUGCUUGGACACCCCACUACUUUGUUCUGACAAGUAACAAGAUCUACUACUCUGAGGAGACGUCUCACUACCAGACGUCUGAGGAAGAGGAGGAUGAAGAUGGGAAAGAGGAGUGCAACAACAACGACCAGCCUGGGGUUGAGCGUUGGUUCCACGGGAAGCUGGGUGGCGGUCGCGACGGCCGCCAGGUGGCCGAGAAGCUCCUGCAGGAGUACUGUGAGGGCGGGGCAAAGGACGGCACCUUCCUGGUCCGGGAGAGCGAGACGUUCGUAGGAGACUACACCCUUUCCUUCUGGCGUUCUGGGCGUGUCCAGCACUGUCGGAUCCACUCCCGCCAGGAGUCUGGCUCCACCCGCUUCUACCUGACGGACAACCUGGUGUUCGCCAGCCUGCAGCGCCUCAUCUCCCACUACCGCCACACGCCGCUGCGCUGCAACGAGUUUGAGAUGGCGCUCUGCAGCCCUGUGCCCCAGCCCAACGCACACGAGAGCAGAGAGUGGUUCCAUUCCAACCUGAGUCGGGUCCAGGCUGAACACAUGCUGAUGAGGGUCCCCCGGGACGGAGCCUUCCUGGUGAGGAAACGCAGCGAGGUGCACUCCUACGCCAUCUCCUUCAGGGCGGAGGGGAAGAUCAAGCACUGUCGGAUCCACCAGGAGGGCCGCCUCUUCAUGCUGGGCAGCUCGGCUGAGUUCGAGAGCCUGGUGGACCUGGUGCGCUACUACGAGAAGCACCCGCUGUACCGCAAGAUGAGGCUGCGCUACCCCAUCAACGAGGACGCCCUGGACCGCAUGGGCACCACGGAACUGGACUACGGGGCUCUGUAUGAGGUCCGGACGCCUCACUUCUAUGUGGAGGCCAACAAGAUGCCCAUGGCUCGGUGCACGGUCAAGGCGCUGUACGACUACCGCGCUCAGAGGGAAGACGAGCUUUGUUUCCCCAAGCAGGCCCUCAUCCUCAACGUGGACAAGCAGGAGGGGGGCUGGUGGCGAGGGGACUACGGAGGGAAGAAACAGCUCUGGUUUCCCGCUAACUACGUGGAGGAAGUUCCAAGUUCCCCCACUAGGGAGCCCGACGAGGCAGCCUCAGAGAACAGUCCCCUGGGAACGUUUCUCAAAGGUUUCGUCGAUGUUCCCAGCUGCCACGCUGUGGUGCUGAAGGACGGUAAGAGCUCCAGGCCCUUCGUCUUCACCCUGCACACCCAGCAGCUCUCCUCGCGGCCGGUGCAGACGCUGGACGUGGCGGCCGACUCCCUGGAGGACCUGACCGCCUGGGUGGCCAAGAUACGGGAGGCCGCGCAGAACGCCGACGCCCGGAUGCAGGAGGAGAAGCAGAUGGAGCGCAGGAAGAAGAUAGCGGUGGAGCUGUCUGACCUGGUGGUCUACUGCAGACCUGUACCCUUCAACGAGGAGAAGAUCGGGACGGAGCGGGCGUGCUACCGGGACAUGUCGUCGUUCCCGGAGACCAAGGCGGAGCGUCUGGCCACGCGGAGCCGCGGCCGCCGCUUCCUGCAGUACAACCGGCGGCAGCUGUCCCGCGUCUACCCCCGCGGCCAGCGGUUGGACUCUUCCAACUACGACCCACUGGCCAUGUGGCUAUGUGGCUCCCAGCUGGUCGCUCUCAACUUCCAGACCCCUGACAAGCCAAUGCAGAUGAACCAAGCGUUGUUCAUGCUGGGAGGGGGGAGUGGCUUUGUCCCGCACCCUGACGUCAUGAGAGACGACUCCUUCGACCCCUUUGAUAAGGAAACCCUGCGCUUGGAGCCAAUCACCAUUCAGUUGCAGGUACUCGGGGCUCGCCAUCUGCCUAAAACGGGCCGCAGCAUUGUCUGUCCCUUCGUUGAGGUGGAGAUCAGUGGUGCAGACUACGACAGCUGCAAGAGCAAGACAGAUGUUGUCGCGGAUAACGGGCUGAACCCGGCGUGGCUCCAGACGCCGUUUGUCUUCGACGUCCGGAACCCAUCCUUCUGCUUCCUGCGCUUCACUGUCUACGACGAGGACAUGUUCAGCGACCCCAACUUCCUGGCUCAGGCCACCUACCCCGUCCGCUCGCUACGCACCGGCUAUCGGAGCGUUCCUCUGAAGAACAGCUACAGCGAGGAGCUAGAGCUGGCCUCACUCCUCGUCCACAUUGAAAUAGUCAAUGCUAAGGAGGAGGACGACCAGAACCUCUACACCUCCAUCCAGCGGCUACGUGACCUCACCAGCCAGCUGUCCAAUCAGGUGUCCACGCUGGAGCGCUCGGGUUCCGGGGACCAGAGCUACCAGCAGAGCCUGGAAGAGCUCCGGGAUGCCCAGGACCAGCUGAGUGAACUGGUGGAGGCUAGGAACCACAGGUUGAUGGAGAAGAAGAGGAGAGAGAGGCUGAGGCCACAGUUGGCCACGAAGCGCAGUUAGGGUUUCCUUCCACUAGAGGGCGUUGACUCCUCUGUGACCACCGCUGACCUCUGCUGUGUGCUGCUGCUGCAACUUAACUCAACAAAUGGAAAACUGGAAGAAACAUUGCUCUCUUUACAAAGUAAUAUAUUCACAAAAGUUGCAUUCAAAAGGAACACUUUUAGAUAUAUCUCAUGGCCAAAAGAAAUAUGUUUUGACCGGAACCGGGAACGUGGAUAUAAGUAGACACUUUGCGUGAUGCAAAAGCAGAAGAAGAAAAAUUAUGUAUGUGCCUUCAUGUGGAUUUUGGAAAUAUCAUGCUCUCGACACAAAUGUCACUAUGAAGGGGUCAAAUUGACUCCCGGAAGAGCUGAAAAACCCAAAUUCUGAACUUUCCUUCUGACUCUUCAAACUGCACCUUGAGCUAAAGACUUUGGAAGAGCAAUCCAUAUUUGGCUUGGCCAGAAUUUAAAAUAAAAACUUGUUUGAGUUGCUCACAAAAUGGGUUACACAAAGGACUUUAGAAACAGUGAGACGGAAGUCUAUUCCUCAUAAUGAAGACCAUGUCUUCUAUUGGCUGAGCCAACAGGAAGUCCCGCCUCCCAGAUGGCUUUUGCUUCCUGUUUUACCUGGGAGAACUCCAACUGGAUGAAUUGUACUUUGAGCUCAGCUCCAAACCUUCGCUGGAAGGUGGUUUACCUUAAGAACCUCUAUGUAAAUCAAAUAAACUAAAUGUACUCAAUAUACUAACUAUACUUCCUUUGUUGGCGAGGAGCACCUUGAGAGUAAGAAGUCUGACUCACACUGGCCUAGUUUGACCCAGAAUCCUCUAUUGAUCUCUUAUAAUGGCGGAAGUCAUCAGGAAUCUUAAAGACGGAAUCUCACACCCUUAUAUAAAGUAUUUCCUAGAAAAACUGGAUAUUAGGGUUGGGACAAAAACACAUGGUGUUUCUAUCGGUAAAAGUUCUGUUGAAUAAUAUUACAACUCUUCCAAUUCGUACAUUUA
Messenger RNA from Gadus morhua (Atlantic cod), 5982 nucleotides. Its product is annotated as 1-phosphatidylinositol 4,5-bisphosphate phosphodiesterase gamma-1. The coding region runs from base 1059 to 4997 and encodes 1312 amino acids. Gene Ontology annotation, biological process: phosphatidylinositol metabolic process; phosphatidylinositol-mediated signaling; phospholipid catabolic process. The transcript is spliced from 32 exons. Gene Ontology annotation, molecular function: phosphatidylinositol-4,5-bisphosphate phospholipase C activity; protein binding. The record is from RefSeq and is a predicted model, not a curated record. NCBI's taxonomy places the organism in Eukaryota, Metazoa, Chordata, Actinopteri, Gadiformes, Gadidae. Gene Ontology annotation, cellular component: ruffle membrane.